GCUCAGGAGGUAGAUCACGUAGGCAGCUGGGACGAAGCCAGCUACUCUUGCAAAAGGAAGCCAGGGAGGGGGCAAAGCUUCUCAUCCCCCUCCCCGCCGCCCCAUGCAAUUUGCUGGAGAGCUAAACUGCUACCACCUUGCGCUUGUCCUACUGCCUGCUGCUGGUACUGAUGCUGUGGACUGGAAGGCUAGUGAUGCAGGCAGAUCUCCGCGCGCCUCUUCCGUCUCCAUCCUUUGGAAGCCGGGUUGUUUCGCAGUUUUUGCAAAGGUGGAAGUGAGAACGUGUUUUUAAUUAGCAUGCACUUAGUGAGGUUCCCUCUGCGGUGUGUGACUGGCUCCUGCUGACCUCCAUCGUGUGCAUGUGCGUGCGUGUACCCCCGAUUCUUUUUUUCCUUUUUUUUUUUGUAAAUUAGAUUUGGCUUUUUGCCCUGCUUGCCUAGCUGAUCAAACGUCCUGCUGAUCGAUAAAGUAAAAUGGACAUUUUGUCUAAUGCUCAGGUCUUCCUUUUGUGAUGUCAGGUGCCUCUUACACCAUUUCUCUUGUGAAGGCUAUUCAGUAGUGGAGACCUUUUUUAAUCGAACACUCCACAAAUUAUUAUCUCUGGACUCCCAGCUGACAUCCUGCUGGAGGCUACAGCUACUAAGCCAACUGGAACUGUGCCCACUCUCUCUUGUCAAGGUUUUUUAUUUUUUAUUUUCCUCACACAGGGAGAAGAAGAAAAAAUGAAGUUUGGCAAGGUGGAGUUCUGCCAUUUUUUGCAGAUAAUAGCGCUUUUCCUCUGUCUUUCUGGGAUGAGUCAAACAGAACUCCCUAGAUCCAGGUCAAAGCCCUAUUUCCAAUCUGGGAGAUCACGAACCAAACGCAGCUGGGUGUGGAAUCAGUUCUUCGUUCUGGAGGAAUACAUGGGAAAUGAUCCCCUCUAUGUAGGAAAGCUUCACUCUGAUGUUGAUAAAGGAGAUGGCUCCAUCAAAUACAUCUUGUCAGGAGAAGGGGCAAGUUCCAUUUUCAUUAUUGAUGAGAACACGGGGGAUAUUCAUGCUACAAAGAGGCUUGAUCGGGAGGAACAAGCCUACUACACCCUCCGAGCACAAGCACUAGAUAGACUGACAAGUAAACCCGUGGAACCAGAGUCAGAAUUCGUCAUUAAGAUUCAGGACAUCAAUGACAAUGAACCUAAAUUUCUGGAUGGCCCUUACACUGCUGGCGUGCCUGAAAUGUCUCCUGUGGGAACCUCCGUGGUACAAGUAACAGCUACUGAUGCCGAUGACCCUACAUAUGGAAACAGUGCCAGAGUGGUCUACAGCAUUCUUCAAGGACAGCCUUAUUUUUCUGUGGAACCAAAGACAGGUAUUAUCAAAACCGCGCUUCCCAAUAUGGACAGAGAAGCAAAAGACCAGUAUCUACUUGUCAUUCAAGCGAAGGAUAUGGUUGGUCAAAAUGGAGGGCUCUCUGGGACCACCUCUGUCACCGUCACCCUUACAGAUGUCAACGAUAACCCUCCCCGCUUUCCUCGCAGAUCGUAUCAAUAUAAUGUCCCUGAAUCGCUACCCAUGGCUUCGGUGGUCGCCAGAUUAAAGGCUGCAGAUGCUGAUGUGGGACCGAAUGCCGAAAUGGAAUAUAAAAUAGUGGAUGGUGAUGGCUUGGCCGUUUUCAAAAUCUUAGUGGACAAAGAGACACAAGAAGGAAUCAUUACAAUACAGAAGGAGCUGGAUUAUGAAGCCAAGGCCAGCUACACCUUGAGAAUAGAAGCGGCAAAUAAGCAAGUUGAUCCUCGUUUUUUAAGCCUUGGGCCCUUCAGUGAUAUGACAACAGUGAAGAUCAUUGUGGAGGAUGUAGAUGAACCGCCUAUAUUUACCUCACGUUUGUACACUAUGGUAGUGUCUGAAGCAGCUAAAGUAGGCACCAUCAUUGGAACUGUUGCAGCUCAUGACCCAGAUGCAUCUAACAGUCCUGUGAGGUACUCCAUAGAUCGAAACACAGACCUGGAGAGAUAUUUUAAUAUUGAUGCCAACAGUGGGGUGAUUACCACUGCGAAGCCGUUGGAUAGAGAAACAAACGCUGUUCAUAACAUCACUGUCUUGGCUAUGGAGAGUCAAAACCCUUCGCAAAUUGGGAGGGGAUAUGUGGCUAUCACUAUUCUUGACAUCAACGACAAUGCUCCUGAGUUUGCAAUGGAUUAUGAAACUACUGUCUGUGAAAAUGCAGAACCUGGCCAGGCAAUUCAAAGAAUCAGUGCCAUUGACAAAGAUGAUCCACCUAGUGGUCAUCAAUUUUCCUUCAGUUUGGCAGGGGAGGCUGCAAAUAACCACAACUUUACAUUACAAGAUAAUAAAGAUAACACGGCAUCUAUUCUAACGAGAAGAAAUGGAUUCCGGAGGCAGGAGCAGUCAGUUUACUAUUUGCCAGUAUUUAUUGUGGACAGUGGCUCUCCUUCACUGAGCAGCACCAAUACACUCACUAUCCGGGUGUGUGACUGUGACGCAGAUGGCAUUGCCCAAACAUGCAAUGCAGAGGCCUACAUCUUGCCAGCAGGACUUAGCACCGGGGCACUCAUAGCGAUACUGGCUUGUGUUCUGACAUUGCUAGUGCUUGUCCUACUCAUUGUUACAAUGAGACGACGGAAAAAGGAGCCCCUUGUUUUCGAUGAAGAGAGGGAUAUCAGGGAAAACAUAGUCAGAUAUGAUGAUGAGGGAGGCGGAGAGGAAGACACCGAGGCCUUUGAUAUGGCUGCCUUGAGGAACCUCAACAUCAUCCGAGACACCAAAACGAGGAGGGAUGUAACGCCAGAGAUCCAGUUCUUGAGUAGACCAUCCUUUAAAAGCAUCCCGGAUAACGUCAUUUUUCGGGAAUUUAUUUGGGAAAGACUAAAAGAGGCUGAUGUGGAUCCUUGUGCUCCACCGUAUGAUUCCCUGCAGACAUACGCAUUUGAGGGAAAUGGUUCGGUGGCUGAGUCACUCAGCUCUUUAGAUUCUAUCAGUUCAAACUCAGAUCAGAAUUACGAUUACCUCAGUGACUGGGGGCCUCGUUUUAAACGGCUUGCAGACAUGUAUGGAACUGGACCAGAAAAUUUGUAUUCAUAGCCUUUGAACCUUUCUAUGACGAUGCACUAAAGAAAAAGAAAAUAAAAACUCAAUAUCUGGGACUAAGGAAAAUCUGUAAAUAUUUCUCCAUUUUUAACCUUUUGGGUUUCUUUUUGCCUUGGUGAAGCAUAUCUUCAUUAGAACUUUGUCCUAGGGACUGCACUGAACACACACAGAUUCUGAGCAUCCAAUGGCAUUUUUUUUUAUAACAUUAAGAUGCUCGGGCAUGUGCAAAUAGAUAGCAACCCUCGUAUACCUGCAGAGGCAACCAACCUCUAAGAGUAAGUAACGCACUGUGACCUCAAUGAGCCAAUGAUAUCCUGUAGAUGCCUUCGCAGUACUGCUGGGUCUAGACUCCAGAGUCUUUGCUUAGUGGAGAGAAGGGGGAAAUCAUUUACUACGUACAAUGUUAAUACAAUAUAUUGUCUACUACUGAUGCAAAGUUCUUUUAUUUACAGUGUUGCAUGCAGUUUGCUGGCUCAGAAACAAAUCCAACACGAUGACUUUUUAAAAUGUUGGUCUUAAAAGCUAUUUAGUCCAAAAGCCUCUGUAAAUAUCUGGGUGACUCUAAAAAUAGAUUGCAAUUCCUGUUAUGAAAAUCUGCAACAUGUGCCAUUGCCUUAUCAAAAUUGUUUCCAGGAUAUGUCAAAUCAGAGAUCCGGAAAGUGAUUAUCACAGUUUUGUGAUUCCUAUGUAGGUAUGGGGGGGAAUUGCUGUCUAUUUACAGGUUUUUUAUUAUUAUCCUUACCUCUUCUGAUUAGUACAGGACAACUUAUCCUUUCUUCAUUUUUUAUUUGUUUUUAAAUACAGCAUUGAUGUGUAAA
Messenger RNA from Podarcis raffonei (Aeolian wall lizard), 3904 nucleotides. It is a transcript of the gene CDH7, whose product is annotated as cadherin 7. Gene Ontology annotation, biological process: calcium-dependent cell-cell adhesion; cell morphogenesis; adherens junction organization. The record is from RefSeq and is a predicted model, not a curated record. Bases 723 to 3080 code for a protein of 785 amino acids. The transcript is spliced from 12 exons. NCBI's taxonomy places the organism in Eukaryota, Metazoa, Chordata, Lepidosauria, Squamata, Lacertidae. Gene Ontology annotation, molecular function: cadherin binding; calcium ion binding. Gene Ontology annotation, cellular component: plasma membrane; catenin complex; adherens junction.